Molecule: messenger RNA, 1323 nt
Organism: Amborella trichopoda
Lineage: Eukaryota; Viridiplantae; Streptophyta; Magnoliopsida; Amborellales; Amborellaceae
Gene: GLTP2
Product: glycolipid transfer protein 2
Biological process (GO): intermembrane lipid transfer; ceramide transport
Cellular component (GO): cytoplasm; cytosol; membrane
Molecular function (GO): ceramide 1-phosphate transfer activity; ceramide 1-phosphate binding
Source: RefSeq, a predicted model, not a curated record
ACGAUACAUAUGGUUGACUUGAGUAAACAAAUGGCUCAAAACUCAAUAUAAGAUUGUAUCAUGUUGAUGUUCAUGGGCAUGUAUGGUAGAGGAGAGCUUGAUGAGAGAGAAAGAGAAGAGAGAGAAAGUGGGGAGGGGAUGGAGAGAUCUGCAAUCACUUGCGCAAAUGAAGCUCUCUCUCUCUUAAAACCAGCUCCAGAUGCCCAAAUCACCACCAAGCCUUUCCUUCACGUUUCCAACUCUGUGCUCCAAGUUCUUGAUAAGAUUGGACCUACAAUGGCUGUGAUGAGACAGGAUUUACAUAGAAACGUACAGAGGGUGGAGAAAUUUUACGACACGAAUCCAUCAAUUUACUGUGAUUUAUUUGAAAUUGUUAAAAAAGAAGCUGAAGAAGGAGUAGCAAAAAAGCCCACAAGUUGUACAAGAGCUAUAGUAUGGCUUACAAGGUCUUUGGACUUCGCCGCCUCAUUCCUCGAAAAACUAAUGGAGAAUUCGGAUCAUGAUCUCGUGCAGGUGGUCAAGGAGUCUUAUGAUGCCACAUUAAAGCCAUGGCAUGGCUGGAUCUCAUCAAGGGCCUUUGAGGUGGCUUUGAAGUUGGUUCCUGAUAGGAAAACCUUUCUCAAAACAAUAACAGAAGAUGGAGAGGACAAUGAUGCAGUUAAAGAGAAACUGAAGAACUUGGUUUCAUCCCUCACACCCUUCCUGGAAGAGAUCCAUGCUUUUCUGACAACGUUACGUUUAAACAGGUUAAAAUCUCCAUAAAGAAAAACUACAAGAAUGAGCUCACCUGUGAUUAUGGGUCUCUUUGUACAGCCUCUCUCUCUCUCUCUCUCUCACCUGUGAUAAUGGAUCUCUUUGUACAGCCUCUCUCUCUCUCUCUCUCUCAUAUCAUAGGCAAUACCAUGUACAGUUUAUUAAGUUUCAGUCAUAUAUGUACGGUAAUAUGGUUAGCAAUGUACAGAAAUGUAAAAAUUUUCAAACUAGGUGCAUGUUUUGAUCCCAACCAAGAGAUUGCAUACACAGUUUUGAUCCUUUAAAAUUGUUCUUUUCAUACUUGUUUUAAAUUUUAUCAUGUGUUCGGAAAUCUUGCAUCAUGUAGAAUUAAGAGUUUAACACUAACAAGCUUAAACCUGCCAUAGCUAUCAUAGUUUAAUGGUUCGAGUUCUGAAUUUUCAGACUACGUAGACUAAGUAGUAGAUCAUAAUAUGGCUGUUUUUAGUUAUGCUUAUAAAGUUUAACAAAAAUAAAAAUAAAAAAAAUUCAACAUACAUCUCGAUAUUUUGUUGACUUCAUCGAAAAAAUAAAUUUUUAGCAAACUUAUGA